This is a messenger RNA of Vitrella brassicaformis, 651 nucleotides long. NCBI's taxonomy places the organism in Eukaryota, Vitrellaceae. The record is from the annotation of a GenBank genome assembly.
CCGAGCAGCGCGAUGAUGUGGUGGAUGGUUCUGUCGUUUGUGGUGCUGAGUGUGAGCGGCCAGGGGAACUCUGAGCUACCCUACCCCCUCACGUGCAGCUCAGCCACAUGCUCCAACAACGGACGGUCAGUUCGACGGUCAUCCGGUCUGUCCGUCCUCCUCUGCCAUCCAUCCAUCCAUCCAGUGGCAUGUGUGUGGCGUGUACGUGUGUAUGUGAUACUGCAGGUGCACCGUCCAGGGUCUGUGCGUGUGCGACACAUGGUACUCGGGGCUGCGCUGCGACAAUGGUCAGAUCCACGCACAUCCAUUCAUCCAUCGUUGAGAGAAAUGGCCUGCCUGUCUGUCCGUUUCGUUGUUUGCAGAGGUGGAGAAAAAGAUAUCGUUCGAAGCGGGUCAGUGGGUCAGUCAGGUGGCAGCCCACACUUGGUUGUUGAAGGCAACGCAAAGAUACGUUCUGUGUGUGGUGGGUGUGAAUACAUGUGUGGCUGGCUGCAGAGGGUAUGAGCGACGGGUCCUUUGCCGGCAUGAUAGUUGCGUGGGUGAUUGGCUUCCCCAUCGUCCUCGCCCUCAUCGCAGUGCCCGUCUACCUCAAGUUGGUCAGAGCGCAGUGACAGACCUCACCAACCUAUCCAUCCAUCCCACCAAGCAGAG